Messenger RNA from Rosa rugosa (rugosa rose), 567 nucleotides. RefSeq lists its product as uncharacterized. NCBI's taxonomy places the organism in Eukaryota, Viridiplantae, Streptophyta, Magnoliopsida, Rosales, Rosaceae. The coding region runs from base 1 to 567 and encodes 188 amino acids. The transcript has 2 exons. The record is from RefSeq and is a predicted model, not a curated record.
AUGGAGAGACUGGUUUCUAAACAUGUGGUGCUUGAGUCGCAAGUUUGUGUGUUGUGCACGGGAGCCAUGGAGACGACGCUGCAUCUCUGUCGUGAGUGCACUUUCUCAAGGGAGGUGAUCAAUUCUAACUUAGUUCUAGCUCAAAUAUGUUUUACAACUGAGACAGAUGGCAUGACGGUUUUGGAAUGGCUGUUGUACUGCUCUGAAAGGUUAGAUUUGAACCACUUUGGUAGUUUGAUUUUCUUGCUAUGGGGAGUGUGGAAAGAAAGAAAUUGCAGAGUGUGGGAGAAUAAGGUUACGAGGGCUAGUGAUGUGACUUUAAUGAGCUGUUCUAGACUUCAAGAUUUCAUUAAUUAUAAUUCUAGUAGUCAAGGUGGGAGCACCCGGCGUGCAAACAUGGUAAUCUGGAAGUGUCCUCCAGUGGGGUGUCUUAAGUUAAAUAUUGAUGGUGCCUUUGUCAAGGAGACUGGAGCCGGAGGAGUGAGUCUGGAAGCUUUUCAACUUAUUGUGGAAUACUCUUUGCAGCCUGUUAUAGUGGAAACUGAUGCUCUCACUGUUAAGCAAUAG